This is a messenger RNA of Dentiscutata heterogama, 135 nucleotides long. The record is from the annotation of a GenBank genome assembly. NCBI's taxonomy places the organism in Eukaryota, Fungi, Glomeromycota, Glomeromycetes, Diversisporales, Gigasporaceae.
AUUUUAUUAAAUAUUAUGUUAAAAAAGUUAUUGCAAAUUUGCAAAAACAAUUUCCUAAUAAUAGCUUAUACUAUUUUUUAUAUAUUUUUGAUCCUUAUGAAAUACUAUUUGAUAAAAGUGCUUUACAAAACUAUG